CGUCGAGUAAAAAAAUGGCGUCGGUAAGGCACAGAGAAGUCCGAGCCGAUCGCCUCACCGCCCGUAAACACGUCCGCUACGGACACCGCGAGGACUAAUAGAGCGGUGGGCGCUGACGGGUGUCGUUUCUGCGGGUAUUUUAGGGAUGUUGGUACGUCUGUCUAGCUUUAUUACUGCUUAUUUUGGGCCAGAGAGUCGCCACUGCCUCGGGAAAGCUCAUUAGCUUCAAGUUGGCUAGUCGUGUAGCUUCAUCUUCCAGCAGACUUCACACUCUUGGAUUCUUUCCUUCUAUUUAACUCCUUUUCCCGCCUACCGACACCACCAAUUAUGCGUCAACUGGAUUAAAAAAAUUAAAAAAAAGUCACUUGUAGCGCUGGAGUGAUAGAAAGGGGGCCAGUCUGGCAUUGCGACAUUGUCGAGCCGGAGUCACUUGGCCGUCAUGUAUUUCCUCACCGGCUGGCCACGGAGGCUGCUUUGUCCGCUGCGGAGUGCCGAGGAGCCCUUCCACAUCCAGCCCAGCUCGCAGCGGUUCUACUUCGCUCUGCUUUCCGACACGCAGCUCAGCAUCUGGUUCAGUCGGCCCAGUGUUUUGAUUGUGAGCUACAUUGACUCUGCCAAGGCAAUAGCACAGUUUGGCUUCUACCAGAGGGCAGAAUGGAAACCCGACGACUCCAUGAUUGCCGUGGCGACCGCCAAAGGCUAUAUCCUCCUGUUCUCUGUGCUCGGCGGUGGGGAUGACAAGUACCUCUACGAGCCAGUCUACCCAAAAGGGAGCCCUCGCGUGAAGGUAACACCGGGUUUGAAGGAGGAGCAGUGUGCCCCUGCUUUGUCACUCGAGAUAAAGAAGCCUGUUGAUCUGGAGGCCCCCAUCACCAGUCUACAGUCCCUCCAUGAUGAGCUGCUGGUGUGCACGGCAGACGGCUACCUCCACGUGUUGCACUGGGACGGGCUCGGCGGCAACGGACGCAAGGCCAUCUGCCUCACCACCAUCCCCUUCUCUCUAGACCUCCAGUCUGCUCGAGGUGGCCCGUCCCUGGACUUGGAAGGUGUUCAUAUCCGCUGCAUGGAGUACUGCGAGACCCUGGACGGCUUUGCUGUGGUACUGAGUGAUGGACGCCUGGGCUUCAUCACGCCCCUAAGCAGCAGCAUCACUGCGGAUCAACUGCAGGGCGUCUGGGCCGCAGAUGUGAGCGAUGGCACAUGCCUGGCCGUCAACAACAAGUACAGACUGAUGGCCUUUGGGUGCGCAAGCGGCUCAGUGCUGGUCUACAUGAUUGACACCGCAACCGGAUCCAUGCAGCUCUCCCACAAGCUGGAGCUCACCCCAAAACACUACCCAGACAUCUACAACAAGACGGGUCCGGUCAAGCUCAUAUGCUGGUCCCCCGACUAUAGCGUCGCCAUGGUUACGUGGGAGUGUGGCGGCCUGUCGCUGUGGAGCGUCUUUGGAGCUCAACUCAUCUGCACGCUCGGAGAGGACUUUGCGUAUCGCUCCGAUGGCACCAAGAAGGAUCCCCUUAAAAUCAGCUCUAUGAGCUGGGGUGCAGAGGGCUACCAUCUGUGGGUGCUGCACACCAAACGCGUAAAGAUUAAGCAGGAGGAGGCGCAGCAAGAAGAGGAGACCGUGUCACCUCCACCAUCUUCCCAGCAGGCGGGCAUCCUACAGUUCCACUUCAUUAAAAGCGCCCUCACGGUCAACCCGUGCACGAGUAACCAGGAGCAAGUGCUGCUGCAUGGCGAGGACCGCCUUUACCUGACCUGCGGCGACCCGGCGCAGGCGCACAACAGCUCUGAGACGCAACAGCACUCACGCUUGCACCUGCACGACGGCAGCCCACCGCACCACCACCACCACCCGGACUCCUCACUCUCUCAGGGACUCAGCACUUUACUGGGACACAAGCACUGGCAUGUGGUCCAGAUUCAUAGCACAUACCUCGAGAGUAACUGGCCUAUACGGUUUGCAGCCAUCAACACAGCUGGGCAGUGCAUGGCUGUUGCAGGGCGACGUGGCUUUGCACACUACUCUUUGUUUACAAGGAAGUGGAAACUCUUUGGAAACAUCACUCAGGAGCAGAACAUGACGGUGACAGGUGGUCUGGCGUGGUGGAACGACUUUGUGGUGGUGGCCUGUUACAAUUUCAUAGACCAGCAAGAGGAGCUGAGGCUGUAUCAGCGCUCGUCCAACCUGGACAACGCCUUCGCCUCGGUCACCAAGCUGCAAUCCGACACGCUGCUGCUCAACGUUUUUCGAGACAUGGUCAUCUUGUUCAGAGCCGACUGCUCCAUCUGCCUCUAUAGCAUAGAGAGGAGGAGCGACGGUCCAAAACCGACCGUCAGUGUGGAGCUGCUGCAGGAAGUCUCCAUGUCGCGCUACAUCCCUCAUCCUGCUUUGGUGGUCUCUGUCACGCUCACAUCAGUGCGCACGGAGACUGGCAUCACGCUGAAAGCCCCGCAGCAGGCCUGCAUGGCAGAGAGCAUCAUGUUGAAUCUAGCUGGUCAGUUAAUAAUGCUACAGAGGGAUCGUUCAGGACCGCAGGUACGGGAGAAGGAGACCCCCGCCAACAGCAAGAAGCUGCUACCCUUCUGCCCCCCGGUGGUCCUCGCCCAGUGCGUGGAGAACGUCUGGACCACCUGCCGCUCGGACAGGAAAAAGCGCCACCUCCUGGAGGCCCUUUGGCUCUCCUGCGGCGAGGCGGGCAUGAAGGUGUGGAUGCCGCUCUUCCCCCGUGACCACCGCAAGCCCCACUCCUUCCUCUCCAGGCGCAUCAUGUUGCCCUUUUACAUCAACAUCUACCCGCUGGCCGUGCUGUUCGAGGACGCCCUGGUGCUUGGCGCCACCAACGAGACGGUGCUGUACGACGGGAUGCAAGGUUCCUCGGAGCCACUGGAGGCGCUGUUUCCUUUCUGCACCGUGGAGAGGACUUCGCAGAUUUACCUGCAUCACAUCCUGAGACAACUGCUGGUUCGCAAUCUGGGGGAACAGGCUUUGAUGCUGGCCCAAUCGUGCGCCUCCCUCCCUUACUUCCCUCACGUCAUGGAGCUCAUGGUCCACGUGGUCCUGGAGGAGGAGGCCACCUCUCGGGAGCCCAUCCCUGACCCACUGCUGCCCACUGUGGCCAAGUUCAUCACCGAGUUCCCGCUUUUCCUCCAGACCAUCGUGCACUGCGCCCGCAAGACGGAGUACGCCCUGUGGAACUACCUGUUUGCCGCCGUGGGGAACCCCAAGGAUCUGUUCGAGGAGUGCCUAAUGGCUCAAGAUCUGGACACGGCGGCCUCCUACUUGAUCAUCCUGCAGAACAUGGAGGUUCCGGCCGUGAGCAGACAGCACGCCACGCUGCUCUUCAACACGGCGCUCGAGCAGAGCAAGUGGGACCUCUGUCGUCACAUGAUCCGCUUCCUGAAAGCCAUUGGCUCGGGGGAAACGGAGACUCCGCCCCCAACCCCCACCACACAGGAGCCCAGCUCUACCGGCGGCUUCGAGUUCUUCCGGAAUCGCAGCAUCAGUUUGUCUCAGUCUGCAGAUUCCGUCACGGUGGGCAAGUUCAGCCUGCAGAAGACCUUCAGCAUGCCAACUGGGCCUUCAAGUAAAGGGCGUGACGGCGAAUGCGCGGAGAACAUGUACAUUGACAUGAUGCUCUGGCGCCACGCACGCCGCCUCCUGGAGCAGGUCCGCCUCCGAGACCUGGGCUGCUUCUCCGCACAACUGGGAUUUGAGCUCAUCGGUUGGCUGUGCCGCGAGAGGAAUCGCGUGGCCCGCGUCGACGAUUAUGUCCUGGCCCUGAAGAGACUCCACAAGGACUUCCUGUGGCCUUUCCCGGUCAUUUCCAUGGGGAACGUCAGCUCGCCGCUGAAGAACGGACGCUGCCGUCCAGUGCUGAGCACACGGCUCCUCAAAUCCCAGUCGGCUGACAGCCUGCUGCACAUGGACACAGCUCCCCCGCCGCCGGGCCCCAGCAGCCACACCUGGAUGGACGGCCUCAGCCAGAGGAGCAAAGACAUGGACGCCGGCUCGUCCGCUAACUCCAACCGGCACUCCCCGCAGACGCACGACGCCUUCCUGUCGCUCCUCACCAACAAAGUUGAGGAGUACAGCAUCGGCUCAGCCACAGACCUGACAGAGAGCAGCUCGGUGGUGGACGGCGACUGGACGAUGGUGGACGAGAACUCUUCCACGCUGAGUCUGAGCCAGGCCGAGCUGGAGCACAUCUCCAUGGAGCUGGCCAACAAAGGGCCGCACAAGUCUCAGGUGCAGCUCAGGUACCUCCUGCACGUCUUCAUGGAGGCCGGCUGCUUGGAGUGGUGCGUUGUCAUCGGUUUGAUCCUGCGAGAAGCAAACGUCAUCAAGCAGGUCAUUGGUUUCCUUGACAGUCCUGAAGUUCCUGCGGAAACCACACAGAGCAUACGAAGUGGCCUGUUGUCUAUUGACACGUGGGCCUCCACUGACUGCCUGGGCUACAAACCCUUCCUCAGCCUGAUCCAGCCUCAUCUUCAGCAGCUCAUGAUGGCCUCCAUGGCGUCCGAGCAGGUGCAGCCCGAAGCCUUCCAGCCUUCCGCCUGCCAGAGCUCCAAGCUCGGCGCCGCGGAAGGAGGCCCGGGAGGCUCCGCGUCGGCUCGGCCCGAAGACAGCCGGUGCGCCGCCGCUCCCCUCGGACUGCUGGCGCUCCCGUCGCUGGAGCCCGCCGGUGGGUUUUUGAGGGCGGCCCCCACCGAGGACCACCGGUCCCCGGAUCAGACAGAGGAAUUUGGCGAAGAGGAGGGGACCUAUGACUGCACCUUAUCUUGAACCACCACCACUCCUGGAGACCCUGGCUGGAUGCUUGAAAAUACACCAAGUGUGUGAGUGUGUGAGUGUGUGAGUGUGUGUGUGUGUGUGUGUGUGUGUGUGUGUGUGUGUGUGUGUGUGUGUGUGUGUGUGUGUGUGUGUGUGUGUGUGUGUGUGUGUGUGUGUGUGUGUGUGUGUGUGUGUUCUUGGACACCUUGGUAGGGACAGGUUAUUUUGUGGGGACUUUUGUUAGACCUCAUAUGGAAAAUGCUGUGUGUGUGUGUGUGUGUGUGUGUGUGUGUUGUCUUCUUAGGGACGUUUUUUUGUGUGGAGACAUUUCAAGCAGUCCACUUAAGGAGAAUAUGACAAUGAGCUCAGAGUGUGUGUGUUGUCUUUGUAAGGCAACUUUUGAUCUCCCACCUUUUGUGAGGAAAUUUUGGAUGAUUCACUUGAGAAAACGGUACGUGUGUGUUUUGUGUUCUUUUGAAAGGUAAUUUUUGACAUCCCACCAUUGUGCUGACAUUAUUUUGGAGUGGGGUGUUAGGCGGUGUGUGUUGUCUUUGUGGGGAAAUCAUUCUCUGCCAGGACUUUUUGGCUAGUCUGCACAAAGAAAAUGCUGGGAAUGUGUGUGUGUGUGUGUGUUGUCUUGUCUUUGUGUGGCAACUUUUGUCAUCCCACCCUUUUGAGACAAUUUUUUCCCUUUUGGGGACAUUUUGACUUGUCCACUAAAGGUAAAAUGCGACAAGUAUGCGCUCUUGUGAGGCGUCCUUUUCCAGCCCGACUUUGUGAGGACUGUUAUUGGCUGUGGGGACAAUUUUUGUAGUGGACAUUUUGGCUUUUCUCUGUCUCUCUUUGUAUUUUAUUAAGUUGUUUGUUUGUUUGUGGUAGUUUUUUUUAUUUUUAUUGUGGACAUUUUGGCUUGUCCACAUGGAAAAUGCUAUUUGUGUGAGUGCGUGCAUGUGUGUGUGUGUGUGUGCCACUCAGUAUUACAUCCACCCUGCUUUGCAUAGCAGGAGGAAUUUCAGUCUUGACGGCUAAUCUAUUUUUUUUUAAGGACAAAAAAAAAAAAAAGUGCCGUUACAGACAAAGAAAAAUUUCUUCUUUUUUUUUUCUCGCACUUUGUAUUUUUGGACAAGAAAAAAAAACGUGCGAGCCGUGCAUUGAGGAGACGUUUGAUACUUUCAUACCUCAUAUGGUUUUAAACGUAUUAUUUUUUCAAUGACACAAUACGACGCUAUUUUUUUACACAAGAAAAUCGUGCUAUGAAUUCUUUAAAAAAGAUUUCUACAAUUUCAUUUCCCACAAUGCAUUGCUGGACAGCUUUUUUUUUUUUUUUUUUUUUUUUUUUUUUUUUAAAUAUACCACGUUGUAUUGAGCAUGCAAUGACUUUUUAUUGUACUGGUCAACAUUAAUGUUAUUAUUAGGGUUAUUUAUUGGACUUAUAGCAUCAUUUCCUAAUUCAAUAGCUUGUUUUCAAUGUGCCGCGACACACUUUUAUUUGAGAAAAAAAGUUCAUCCAGGUGGUAUAAAAGCGUCAGUAUUAUCUUGUGCAAUGUAUUGAAAUGUUACUCUGCUUUGUCUGUUUCCCUGCCAGCCCCUUUGCUUUAUUCUUUCUUUUUUUUUUUUUUAUCGACCAAAAUGCAAAAUUGUGAGUGUGGGAUUCAAAACGUUUGUCAUGUUAGAUGCUGGGAGAAACGGUAACUUGAUGAACCAAAGACUUUUUAAGUCCGGUGGCCUUCUGUUUUUAUGAUUAUUAUUAUUAAUAUAAAAAAAAAAAAACUCGCAUUGCUGUCAAUGACACUAAGAACUAACUCACCGGACACAACAUUAGGUACACCUGCAUCUCCAAAGCUCGCUCUGAGCAUCGUUAGACGGCACAGGUGUACCUAAUGAUGCGACUUGAGGUACUCUGGCGUUCAUCCAACAUGGACGCCGCAGCCCGCCACCAUCCCAAUGCAAUGUGUACAGUUGUAAAGCAGCACAUCCUCAUCACGCUGUGGAAACAAAACACGCUCUCUUGUACAUUUUUUCUACUCAUUUUUUCCUCGCUUGUACAUACAGACCAAUAAAUUAUUUUUUAAAGAAAGGUGCUCUCAAACUCAAGUGUUCAUGUUUUGGUAAACAACACCUGUCAUUUCCAGACAACGCCUUUGUAGUGUCUGAAGUCUUCAAAAUGUGUACUUUUUCAUCAUUGUCAUCCAAUGACAAGCAGACAUCGUUUCUUCUUCUUUUUUUGAUUAAAGUUCAGAUUUGGCUUUAAAAACAAAGGGCAUUAAUUAGCCUUUCCUCUAUCCCAGGGGUGUCGAACCCGGUGACACUGAGGGCCACAUUGCAGUUGUGGCUGCCCUAAAAUGGCCGCUUGUAACCGU
Entelurus aequoreus (snake pipefish) is the source of this 7134-nucleotide messenger RNA. RefSeq names its product RIC1 homolog, RAB6A GEF complex partner 1 (gene ric1). The record is from RefSeq and is a predicted model, not a curated record. The coding region runs from base 440 to 4786 and encodes 1448 amino acids. The transcript is spliced from 27 exons. Gene Ontology annotation, molecular function: protein binding. Gene Ontology annotation, biological process: intracellular protein transport; retrograde transport, endosome to Golgi. Gene Ontology annotation, cellular component: Golgi membrane; Ric1-Rgp1 guanyl-nucleotide exchange factor complex; cytosol. Lineage: Eukaryota; Metazoa; Chordata; Actinopteri; Syngnathiformes; Syngnathidae.